Messenger RNA from Bactrocera dorsalis (oriental fruit fly), 5229 nucleotides. RefSeq names its product transmembrane protease serine 9. Lineage: Eukaryota; Metazoa; Arthropoda; Insecta; Diptera; Tephritidae. The transcript is spliced from 7 exons. The record is from RefSeq and is a predicted model, not a curated record. Gene Ontology annotation, molecular function: serine-type endopeptidase activity. The coding region runs from base 316 to 2595 and encodes 759 amino acids. Gene Ontology annotation, biological process: proteolysis.
GGUUUAUAAGAGGCAUUAGAUAACUCGAAGAACACUUGCUCUCAUAGUCGGCUUCUUAUCGUCAUCAACACCGCAUGCGGUGAUUACAACGAGAGGUUCGACAAAAUCAAUAAAUCAACGCGUGUUGAUAGCAAAAGAGAGUCGCUGUGGGGUUAUUUCUUGUUUUCCGAGCUCAGCUGCGUUCAAGUCAUUGUUAGAGUUUAGUAAUGCCUGUGAUCGGUACUGGAGGUAGACGUGUUUAAGUUCUCAAUUGGCGGCGGUUAAAGAACUCGUUUAAUAUUUAAAUUGAUUGCAGCUGUUAUUGUUGUUCAAAUAAUGAGCAAAAUGUUGCAUUUAACCAACGCAUUUGCGAUUGCAUUGCUUACGCUUUUUUACACUGUGCCCAACAUUUCCGCGAUUAGCUAUGGUCGCUGCGGCUCACCAUUCAAUGGCAACGGUACCUGUGUGCAGUUAAUCGAGUGUCAAUUUAUUAUGGACAUAGUUUCCGGGUCGUUGAAUGCCGAAACUCAGAAAAAACUGAGCGAUAGUCAAUGUGGAUAUGACAACACUUUCAAAGAUAAUUUGCACAGAAUUGUGGUUUGUUGUCCAGAUAAACACUUGAAAGAGCCAACUCCACACCGGAGCAUACUCCCCACCGAGAGGCAAGAAAGCCCUGGAAAUGUUUUACCUUUUGCUGGUGAAUGCGGUAGUGCGAUUACAGACUUUAUAUAUGGCGGUAAUAAGACACGUAUUUUAGACUAUCCAUGGAUGGCCUUACUUCGAUAUAAAACACGUAAUAAUGAACUUGAUUUUCUAUGCGGUGGCAGUUUGAUCAAUUCCCGUUAUGUGCUCACGGCCGCACAUUGCAUAAGUCGAAGCAAUUCGAACAAUGAACCAGUCUUGCAUAGUGUUCGAUUGGGUGAAUGGGACAUCAGGACCAACCCCGACUGUGAGGUGGACAUAAACGGCAAGGAGUCUUGCGCACCGCCAUUCAUUGAGUUGGGCAUAGAAAAGGCAAUAGCACAUCCCAACUAUGUAAGCAGCUCAAAUGAACAGUACUACGACAUAGCUUUACUGCGUCUGGAGCAGAGUGUGACAUAUACCGAUUUCAUACGUCCGAUCUGUUUGCCGGCGUCUACCGAGUUUUGUAACAGCAUGUUCGUGAACAGUACAAUGGAAGUGGCUGGCUGGGGAGCCACAAAUAAACCCAAAGCCGCCUCAUCGCCAGUGAAACUGGCUAUUAGUGUGGGGAUCUGGGAGACGGAUAAGUGUAAAAUCAUUUAUAAGUCGUCUAAUCGCUUAAUCAAUGGCACGCACCAAUUGUGCGCUGGUGGCGUAAGUGGAAUCGAUUCGUGUCGGGGUGAUUCUGGUGGACCAUUGAUGAUGCCUGAGUUAAUAAAUAAUCGCUUUAUUUAUUUUGUGGCAGGCGUUAUUUCCUUUGGUCCCAAACCAUGUGGUUAUAACGGUUGGCCAGGUGUUUAUGCGCGCGUAGGCAACUACGUGGAGUGGAUAAAAGGUGCCAUGGAGCCCUUGCUGGUGAGUUAUGGCGUUUGCAAUACACCUCUCGGGUUUCCAGGUCAUUGCGUACCGUUGUCGGACUGCCCAAGUCUAUACAAUCUACUCGCCCAAGCCAAUGAAGACAAUGAUAUCUUUAAUCAUUUGCGUAAUAGCUUCUGCGGAUCUGACGUUAAUGCCACUUCGGGACCGGAUAGGACACGCGUCUGCUGUCGAGAUAAUCCAAAUGCUGAAAACAAAGAUAAGGAAUCGGGUAAAAUGUUGCCAGAACCAGGUACUUGCGGAAUCACUUUUAAUAUGCGAAUUUUCGGCGGCGUAGAAUCCCAGGUGGAUGAGUUUCCUUGGUCGGCACUGAUAAAGUAUCAGAGACCAUACAAUGCCACAGCACUGAACUGUGCCGGCGUGCUUAUCAACCAACGCUAUGUGCUCAGCGCAGCUCACUGUCUUAGGAAUCCGAGCAUACCGACCACGUGGAAGCUUGACAGCGUACGCCUCGGUGAGUGGGAUACCAGAACAGAUCCAGAUUGUUAUGAAACUGCCGAUGGCAAUAGAAACUGUGCACCUCCAUUUGUGGAAGUGAAGAUCGAACGUAUUAUCGUCCAUGAGAAGUACAUACCACAUUCUCAAUCGGAAUUAUAUGACAUCGCACUAAUACGCAUGGCGGCCAACGUUAACUAUUCGGAGACCAUAAAACCUAUCUGUCUGCCACUUUCCAACGAAUUACGGCACAUGACAUUUAUAAAUGAAUAUGCCGAUGUGGCUGGUUGGGGCCGCACAGAGGUGAGCCCCUACAGUGCUGUGAAAAGGACGAUCUCACUGCUAAUUUGGGAUACGGACGCGUGUGCGCAAAGGUUCCAAACCAUACAAAUUCCAGUGAAUAAGACGCUGCAGUUGUGUGCGGGCGGACAGCCGAUGCAGGACACAUGUCAGGGGGAUUCCGGAGCGCCGCUGACGAUGCGUGGUCGUCUGAUGAAUUCACCACACUUUGUGGUGGGUAUUGUAUCGUUCGGUAUGCAGCCUUGUGGUAUGGCUUCUUGGCCAGGCAUUUACACGCGCGUCACAUACUAUGUUGACUGGAUUUUGAACAAUCUGGAGGAUUAACUUGUUGGCGCUAUAUGUGAAGACAACUCGGGGCAUGUAUGUGUGUGUAUGUAUGUAUGUGAUGUGUGUGUGUCUGCUUUUAUAGAUACGCCAAAGGUGGGUGUAAAUCUUCAAAAAGAUAUUGUUGGUACGGGCCAACAAUAAUGCUUGAUUUACGGUACGAGGUUUGUACAGCGCAUACGUGCUAAAACUCGUCCUUCCCCACAGAGCUGUAUUUCCCUGCGGAACUACCUGUAGGUUUUCCUUCGCAGGGCAGGCAUUGUUUGCAGCUUCUCGGGACUGCGCUCUCGGUCUUACAGCGAUUUCAUCUUCACGUACCUUUUGCAUAAAUUUACUAUUAUCUCCCAUACAAUAUCCCAUGCUAGAUAGGAAGUUAGCAUAAAAUUUACUACGUCUCUUAAACAUAUGAGUAGGGGGUUUCCUAAUUAGUCGGAAAGUAUUUGCCUUUCCUUUUGGAACAGCGGACACAUUCUACCACUACGUGAUCUGCCGUUUCGAACAGUUUUCGCAGUGCAUGGAGAAAGGAGAGUCUAGAAGUAGAUAACCAAAUUGGCGCCGCGUAUAGAAUGACCGAACUACGGACACUGCUUUACGACUACUUGUCUGGGGCCUCAAUUAUGGGGCAUUAUUUUAGCAAUUGCCGACGCAGAUCUCGCCGCUUUGGUGUGUGUGGUUAUUUGGUGCUGCUUGAAUUAAAGACUAUGAUCCAGAAUUACUCCAAUAUAUUUGAGAUGUAGGCCCGAUUUUAUGGUAUGCCCAUCAAUACAAAUCUUAAUUUUUCCACUCUUUUACGACUACUUAUUAAUACUACUUCAUUAACAUUGAUAAUGCUUUCACUACACAUGUUCUUCGCCUCGUCAAGAGUUUUCGCUACAACUACGACCGCAAUGUCGUCCGCAUUUCCUAUUAUCUUUACCGGCAUCGCGACUCACAGACUCGUUCCAGAGUACAGAGCCGAGAACUGCGGAACACCCCUGUAACUUUGUACGAUUCAGGUAAAAAAUUCUGUGUCCAAUACUAGUACUCUGCUUUCAAAAUAGCUUGCCCCAAUUCGUAUAAGAUAGUCAGGCUCUCGCUGAGUUGAAGGCGUUUUUAAUGUCCAAAGUAAUGACUACACAGUACUGUUUGUCAAUGCUUUUUCAGCUAUUUUGGUGACAGUAUUUAUAGUAUUCACUGUGCUUUGUCCUUUUCGGAAACGGAAUUGUAUAGGAUGCAACCCGGAAUCUCCUUCCGUGUAUUUUUCGACCCGCUCACAACUAAUUGUUUCAAAUAUUCAAAUUUCCAGCUGUAUCAAGCAUACUUAUAUGUAUAAGGGCUGAUAUGACGAGGGUUCUUCCGGAGGUUUAUCAUCUUUGGAGAGAAGAACGAGACGUUGACGCUUCGAAUAUUUAGGAAAGAUCCCUUCCUUUAGGCAGCUUGUGUAUGCGUUUUGAAAAAAAGUUGGCUUUUCUUGAAUGAUAUUGAGUAUUCCGUCUAUGCUGGGUGUUUUACCAAUCUUAAUUCUCUUCACCGCAUAUUGUAUUUCGCCAUGCGAUACUUCAGUGAUUUCUUCCCACUUAGUUUGAAGAAUUGGCAGGUUCGCAUAUUGGAAAAAACUAUGGACUAUUUUAUGUAAAAUUGUGGGAAAUAUAGGUUAUUUCUACCUAUUCUUCAUUACUAUUCGGCAGGCUUUCCCCCAAGAGUCGUUUUCUACCUCUGAAAUAAUCUGGUUAAAUGCAUUUUUUUUACUGCUGGCUUUGGAUUUAUGCUGUUAUUUCAUUUUUUCCGAAAGUUCAUGAGGAGUUCCGCGAAGUCACCUCUUCCUCUAGCCCGUUGUUGCCUACGUCGAAACUUGAGACAUUCGGCUUUCAUUGAGCGAUUUUAUCAAACCACCUGUACAUUGGAGAACACACACAUGAUUUUAGCUAUUUGCCUCGCUAUAUCGCAGUCGCUCUAAUCUUCGCUGCUCUUGAAGAACCUUUCCGGCCCAGUGCUUAACGUAGCUCCACAACUGUUUUGACAUCAACAUAUGUGGCACCAUUUUAUCUGGCAUUAUUCUCUCAGAAAUUUGCGUUUCUAAAAUCGUCCUAUCCAUGUAUCUCAUACUUUGGACAGUGGAAAAAGACAUGUUCAGAUCCACUCUCUAAAACAGCCAUGAUCACUUAGUAUCUGCGUCAAGUAAAAAUCAACGUCGCCAUGCUUUCUGCUAACCCAGUUUUCAACAUUUGGAAUCAACCUGUGCGUCCAUCGUCUUUGGGCACUGAAUUCCAUAGCGAUUCCUAUUCUUUUAGACACUGCUGCCUUUCUUCCUCGCGCUCUUUAGCUGUUACUUUUGAUUUUUUCGUACACUCUCUUUAACGCCAUUAUUUCAGUAAGCAUUAUGUCUGAAAACACACCUACAGCUGCGUGAGACACCGUUGGCCACUCUGAGUGCACUUAACCGGAAUAAGGAUCUAACUGGUUUCGUAAGCGUUUUUUUGCUUUAUCACGUUAGCCCACACUGGCGCUGCGUAUAUGUGCAUGUAUGUGAUGUGUGUGUGUGUGUGUGAGUGAGUAUAAACAAUAUAUUAUUGUUUGACGAAAAUAUUGUAUUUAUUUUGCUUUAUUAUACAUUCGUAGCUAAAUAAAAUAAAUUAAACUAUUUGUGUAAACAAA